Molecule: messenger RNA, 787 nt
Organism: Pecten maximus
Lineage: Eukaryota; Metazoa; Mollusca; Bivalvia; Pectinida; Pectinidae
Product: dynein heavy chain 7, axonemal-like
Exons: 6
Coding region: 125-787 (220 amino acids)
Source: RefSeq, a predicted model, not a curated record
UAUCGUGACAACUAGGCCUGUGAAGGCUAAAAUAUAAACAGAGGAGUUAACUACAAAAUCCGUGUCAAAUUGGCGGUGUCAACACAUAUAUCGAGUCAGCGUCAAUGAAUACAUUGGAUCAACAAUGACCGAUGUGCAGGCGUCCCCUCGAAAUGGGGCUGGAGGCAGUAAAGGAAAAGGUACAAAUGACCCGAUCAGGUUUUUGCCAGUUUUACCAUCAAAAAGAAGUAAACCAUCUUGGCAGCAAAGCCAGCCACUGUUUGAGCUGUCUGGUAAACCAGUGGAAGAGGAUAAAAAUGGAAUAGAUCUUGUUGGUGAACUGACAUCAAGAGAACCAAAAAGAAGGAAGACUGGUAAACUAAAACCAUUAGACAAACAAAAUGGCUCAACAAACGGCGAUGUUACUCAGUUCCAGCAGCCAAAGAAAGACCGAGAGAAUUUCAGGAAGGCUCUCGUUGAUAUCAUCAUGCAAGAUGACCAGGGCUUGCCCCACAGUAGUACAGCAUCUAUGAAUGGAGAUCUGCCCCCUCUGUCCCGCACAGGUUCUCCCACAGGGGCCGAGAAAGAUAUCCUGCGUUAUUACUACUACAUCCAUAAUGGAAUCGACACAGAACAUGUGGCCCCCAUGGAGGACUCCUGGCUGGAGAAUGUCCUCAAUCUGGUCCCAUACGAACUAAAGACAGGCCAUGGAGAGACGAUAGAAAAUUUAUCCGAUGAGAUGAGAGAAGACUAUCUCCUCAGUGUGAAGAAGGCCAUCGGUGAGUUUUCCUCACACAUUUUUGUUUGA